This is a messenger RNA of Linum trigynum, 3581 nucleotides long. The record is from the annotation of a GenBank genome assembly. NCBI's taxonomy places the organism in Eukaryota, Viridiplantae, Streptophyta, Magnoliopsida, Malpighiales, Linaceae.
CAUUAACAUUGACUUUUGUUGACGUGGCAGCCACGUAGAUGCCACGUUAAUGACACCUCAUAUUUUUAAUUAAAAAUUAAAUAAAUUAUGUUAUUAUAAAAAUUAAAUAAAUGUAAAUUCAAUUAAUUAAUAUUGUUUCUAAAAAUUAAAAUAAAAAAUUAAAGGAAAACUCCCCCCACCGCCUCCUACUCCCUCUGCCCUUCAGCUUCUCCACUGCCGAUCCUCAUUCAUCCAAUUACAAACCCAAAUCACAAAAAUACCAACCAUCGUAAUCGAGAAGAAGGAUGAAUAGGAUGGGGCACCGGAAUCGCCAACGAUGAAGGGUAUGAGAAAGCGCAGAGAUGGAUCAGGAGAGGGAAAAGACAUGCCGACGACUAGGCGACAUCCAAUUCCGGCAUCCCCUGCCGCUCUCUGGUUUUUCUGGUCGGCCGAGCUCCGCAACCACUCUUUCCUUUUUCUUUGUAAAAUUGACUCACUCCCCUACCUUCUUCAUUUCUACCUUAGCAGAAGCUUGGAUUUCUCUUGCGUUCAUAUCCAGAGCAAGAGCAUAACAUGAGAGAAAGCAUUACCAGAUCGGAGUCCCUCUCUCGUCAUAAACCAAAAUCCGAAUUUCACAGAGACGAGAAAAGAACUUGCAUCAAACCUCCGACGGAAUCCAUGGCGGAAUCCUCUGUCACAUCGCGAGCUUUCUGGACGAUGACGACGGCGAGCUCCACCUCGUGAUGCAGCGAUUCGAGAGGAUGCGGGAUCAAGAUCUAUAGGAUCGAUUGUGCUAUGAAACUCGCAUAUCUUCACCAUUCAUCACCCCUCCUCUCUACCUUAGGUAGAAUCGCCCAGAGACGGAAUAAGAAUCGCCUCGAUUGGAGUGACAGGAAGAGGAGGACUCGAUUAGGUGGGAUGUGGCAACCGAUUAGGGAUGCGAUAAGAGGAGUAGAGGUGAGGAAGCGACAAUUGUUCUAGUGGCGGAAUCUUUUGAAAAAGAAGGGGAGAGCUGACCGGAGUUUCCGGCGGCUCGGGAAGCAAAGGAAAGGAUUCGCAUAGGAGGAGGGUUUUGGUGGUGGCGGAGGUUUCAAUUUCCAAUUUACUCAUUUUAAUUAUUUUUUAAUCAAAAGGGAAAAUUAAAAGAUAAUAAUAAAAUUUCCACGUCAGAUGCCACAUCAGUGCUGACUAGACUUUCUGUUAACAACUAACGGUCAACGCCAGUCAACUCUAACGAAAAAAUAGUUUAGGACACAAAUGUCAUAUCGAAUACUUUAGGACACAAAUGGCACAAAGUUAAUAGUUCGGGUUUCCUAGUGGUAUUAGCCCUUAUUUUUUCUUAAAUCCGAAUGUUGGUUCACGUUUUUGUGGCUUUGUUCCUGAUGCUUGUUCAGCUGAGAUCAGGCUUAAAGAAGGCGCCUAGGCUUGAGCCUUAACUGCCGUGAUUUCAUUAUGGGAUUGAAGGGACUGGGAUUUUAUAGAAGAAGACGACUUUGACCUUUCUCCUGGUCAGUGGGAUUUUUUGUUAUCUUUAUUUCGGCCCAAAAAACGCGCCAAUUCUUUGCUUUGGCCUUUGGAUAUCUCAUAUCUUGCCACCGGAGGAUGCCGGAGAUGUAUGCGUUCAUCGGAGCAAACCUAACCAUGUUGGAUCCAACAAAUAGGUUCAAUAACAAAAUUUUAACCCAAUAACAAGUGUAUUGUUUUGGUUCUCAACGAACAUGAAAAGGGAACAAGACAAGUAGACAAUUCAAACAAUUCAAGGGUAUUGUUUUGGUUCUCAACGAAAAUGAAAAGGGAAACAAAACUAGAGUACUGGCAGGAGAACUAAUCAACCAAAUAUCCAGAAUAUACUACUGCAGGAGAAAUGAACCACCAUCUUCCUAUGAAUCUUCUAGUUCUGGAUUACGCUCUUUUGGCUUACUUCAAGUGUUGGUUCCACUUGCCAAUAAAGAUCCUUGACUCACUUCUACUGUCACUCCAGGAAUUGGCCAAGUGAAACCACUUCCUAAAGCGUAGUAUAGCGGGUUUGGGUUUAAUUAUCAACCCGGGUCCUAGAUUUGAUGACUACUCAGUGAAUUCUUGUUAUCUAGCAAUGAAACUGGAAUGCAAGUCUAAACUACCAAACAAACAAAGCAAGUAAACUGUUGUAUUCAGGUUAAGAGAGGUCACCCGGAUAUGGUUCCCCCUAGACUGCAGUUAAGCCGGAUUGUAAUUACCAAGUUCAGUUUCUAUGAAAGUUAUACUCCGGAAGGUUCUUAAACAGCCUGAAGUCUCGACUAAAGGUCUUCAGACCCUCUCAAUCUGAGUCUCUAGCGGGCGACUAACCUCCACCGGAGUAAACAGAUUGAGGCCCUAAGAACAAAACCUCCACUACCGGAGUAAAACCGGUACAGAAUAGUGAGUUGGUUCCUCGAAUAAAGUCACCAACUCCCUACCUUCAAUCAAGGAUGCUCUAUCAACCUAGGCAGAUAUUCUCAUUCUAGGUCAAAGCAGAAACAACAGGAAUUUGAUCAGGAUUCAAGUCAUUCAAUCAUUCAAACCUCAAUCGAAUAUAAUCAAAUCAUAGAAUCAAUACUUGGGUUCAUACAAUCAAAGCCUAACAUACAAAUCUAGGGUUCUCCAUACCCAGAUGAAUGGGAGAACUACUCCAUGGAGAAAGAAGCAAAAGCAGAAUCAGACGCGGAAUUCAUAUUGUGAAGGAUGGAUUCCUGCUUCUGGAUGUUGAUCGGCACUUCUCCACGCUCAAACUGGCCUCCAAUGGUGUUGAAGAUCAAUCUAGGGCACUUGGAGACUCUUGUUCGUCGCUUUCUCUCUCUAGGAAUCGUUCUCUCUCUCAAAAACUCGAAUCCCCUUCUGUUUGGUUGAAAAUCUGCUUAAAAGGGCAUCACUGGCCAAAGCACGGUCGAGGGCACAGCCGUGUAAUGCCUCAGCCCGCCCGUGCUUUGGCUAGUGUUAAUUACACGACCAGUGCAAUGGGGGAAACACGGCCGUGUUUCGCGGUGGGCACGGCCGUGCUUUGGAUGGACACGGCCGUGCUUCUGCCCGUGUUUUUAGCCACAAUUUACCCUACUCGACCUUGCUCUCGGCAGUAAAAGCACGGCCACAGAACACGGCCGUGUUCUGUUUUAGGUCUUCCCGUGUUUUGGCUCCAGCUCACCGAAAUGACUUCCGAAUGCCCCGAAACUCGUGCUUAGCCUUCCCUUUGACGCCUGGGACCUGAAAUAUGACAAAAUAGCACAACCCGGCGUAAAAUAGGCCAAAAUACACGACUAUGCCUCUUAAACGGAUAAGAAUUAGGGGUGCAAAUACAUGCAAUUACAUCGUUAUCAAAUUCCCCCACACUUAACCGUUUGCUUGUCCCCAAGCAAACCUAACUCAAACUAAUGUAGCUCUCCAGACCUCUAUAGCAACAAACAACCCAGAUCGUAGGUAGAGGACUUCCUAGAUCAUUUAGCAACUUACGAGGUCAACCGAUGCACAAGUCAUCUCAUAGCUUCUUCGGCGAGAGCACUCGUAUCGAGUCAGCAUCAUAGCAAAUAGUGAACAGAGGACAAAUGAAUCGUGGAUAAAGAGAUUCUCAAAAAUAAAGGAUCAUGGACUCA